Molecule: messenger RNA, 2507 nt
Organism: Marchantia polymorpha subsp. ruderalis
Lineage: Eukaryota; Viridiplantae; Streptophyta; Marchantiopsida; Marchantiales; Marchantiaceae
Source: the annotation of a GenBank genome assembly
UUACUGGGUUGGUUGUGCCUCCUCUGGCGGAACGCAGUGCCAUACAUGGCCCCUCCGAACAAGAUACACAUUACACCUAAGCUAGAUAUGCCUCGUAAGGCACUUAUUUUCGCAAAUUCCAGAACAGGAGAUGCAGUAAACUCACAUCCACAAUCGUCGAGGGGGUUUUUAGCUGUCUGUACAAUCUGAAGCUCAGGUUCACCGGGUUCGGAGUCUGAUCUUCACGAUCAAGCUGAGCGCGGACUCCAACGUUCUCGUGGAGCUCCUGAACUGCCAAUCUAGGUUGCGCGCUGCGGUCUAGUUGAAGAUGGCAGACACGAACGCCAGCACCGUCUUCAGCUACAUGGACGACCCCUGGUCUUGGAGUCUUGGAACGACCAGUUUAAUCGUCGCAGUGGUGGCUGUAGUGUCCAUCGGCGUGCUCAACGCCGGGAUGAAAAGGAGGAAGUACAAUAUGCCACCCGGUCCGCGAUCCUAUCCUGUGAUUAAAAAUAUGCUCGAGAUGAGAGGGGGUGAAAUGCAGGAGAAGUGGUGGAGCUUGUCGCAGACUAAGAACUGGCCCGUCAUGAGCUUCUACUUUACCAGUAAGCCGAUUAUCAUCGUGAGCUCUCCGGAGGCAACGAAGGAGAUGCUGGUCACGAAGGGUAAUCUCUUCAACUCCCGGGACAAGGAUACUUAUCUCAACCUAGGCCUGAGGAUGAGCCCUGAUGGCAAAUCCGAGAGAGGAGCUCUUUUCACGCCGCACGGUCCUGCGUGGAAGAUAACUAGGAAAAUCAUGGUCGCAGGACAGAAUGAAUUUAAGAAGAUCAUGGGAGACGAUUACGUCGUGAAAGUUCUCUUGCCAAAGCUAUACGAAGAAAUUGACAGCGAGGUUGCGAUCAAUGCUCGUAUUCGAGUCGCCAAAAUGAUGGUAAUCAGGAUAUUGAUGGUGUUCGUCUUCGGACCCGGAGCGGAGCAGUACGCCGAUACUAUUGUUCCUCUGAACGAUGACCUAUUCCAUGUCAUCGACACCAACAACGCAAUAGAGUUCUUUCUCCCAUUUAUUGCGAGGCCAGCAUCCUGGGUUUAUUACAGGCUGUACCAAAAGGGUCUCGUCGCUCGAAAGCACAAGGCUUACGAAGAAAUUCUCUCUCAACGGGGCAUCAAGUAUAAUCUGAAGAACGAAUGGUCUCUGAGUGAUAUGGUUCAAGAAGCUGAGAGGACUGGCGAGAUCAACCGCCAUCAAGCACUGCAGAUAUACGAGGAGUGCUUCUUUGGCGGCCAAGACACGACUGGUGGUGCAAUUGAAGGAAUUCUGAAAAUGAUAGUUGAGAAUCAGAGAAUUCUCGUGAAGGUGCAGCAAGAGAUGGACGAGGUGCUGGGUGAAGGACAGGAGUUCAGACACCACGACGUGGAGAGGCUGCCAUAUUUCCAAGCACUUAUCAAGGAGGGCCUGCGACUGCACCGAGCUAUUCCGGUGCUGACACCCCACUGUGCACAUGAGGACACAACUCUCGGAGGCUACGACAUUCCGAAAGAUACACUGGUGACGGUGAACGUUUGGGGUCUAGCUCGAGACCCAGUGUCUUUCCCCGAUCCGUACGAAGUGAAACCCGAGAGGUUUCUUGGAAGAGACACGAACUUUAGCGGUAAUGACUGCAAGUAUGUCGUCUUCGGCGUUGGGCAGCGUAUCUGUCCAGGUCAAACUCUGGCUCUAUUCAUGGUGAACAUGCUAGUCGGAAGCCUGUGCAAACGGUACAAUUUUGCUCUAGCCAAGGACUGGAAGCAUGAACGUGACGCAGGCACCUUCUUCAAGGAGGUAGCUCUGCACCUGAAUCUGACCAGACGCCAUGCUUCCACUCAUUGAUUUCCCAGAAGUGGAUUUGCAACUUCUCAGAUCCGCCAUUCCUUCGCGGGGCUUCCCUUGGCCUUGGCUUCUGUUCGCAUAGAUCCGACAUCGUCACCCGCAUUAACUCGAUUGCUCGUCAAGAAUACAGUGGGAUAUCGCAACUGACGUUUUCUUCCAUUUCCUACCCGCAAUAGUUGCUGGUUGCACAUACACCUUAUUCACCGAAACAAGUAGUGCAGAAGUAGAAGCCAGUAAAUACGCCAAUCCAUCGUUCGAACGAUGUUCGAGUUUUGAAUCCUUAUCUACAGUCUUGAAAUUGGUUCUGUUCUGGCAGUGUGUUUUCCCCGGAUGUAAACAUUUAAUCUGUUGUAGGAUGAAUACCCCCUAUGCAAGACUCCUCGACAUGAAGGCUUCUAAAUUUCCGCUUGAGGUAACCUAUUGUCCGUUCCUUCAAUCACGUCCAUGCAUAUGUUUCUAUUAAUAGAGUUCCCUUGGAUUAGAUUCAGUUAACAUGAAGAACACAAUUUGGAGGUUCUCAGAAUCAUUAAAAACUACCUGUAGAAUCUCCAUUUGAAUUAUGGCGAAAAUGACUAGACUCGUCUGACCAAGUAUCAUGUAAAAAUUCCUGCGAAAUUUUCGUAAAGUAUUUGAAUUUCUUGAUUGUUCGAGAAGAAACAAA